UGAACUUCCGCGUUCCAAAGUCCAAAUGUUUAGAUUACAAGACAGGAAUGGAGGUUCCUGGUAAAUUAGGUCUAGGAGAUCUCAAUGAUGAUGACUCGAAAUUAAUAUGUCUUCCAUGUGACAGUGAUGGUUUGAAGGAACAUGCUUAUGGCUUCUGCCAGGACUGCCAGGAGCAUCUAUGUGAAACAUGCUACAAACAUCAUAGACGCGCUCGUCCAUUUAAAAACCAUGUACUCAUUGACAAAGAAUCAAUGCCAAAGACCCGGGUUAAUGCACCUACAAAAUCUGAGGAUACGGCCGACUUUUGCACGAAACACCAAGAUAAACCAUUAGAAUUCUAUUGUAGGGAUCACACAUCUGUGGCUUGUUAUGUGUGCGUUACAUUAGAACAUAAACAGUGUAAGGUGGACUAUAUUCCUGAUGUUUCUGAAAACCUGUCUGAUGAGAUGACAGAUAUAUUAGAACAAAUGGAAACAUUGAUAACAAAAUGUAAAUCGAACGUAGAAUAUGUUAGCAAAGCUGCGCAAAAUCUAGACCAGAGUCAUGCUAAAGUUGUUGAAGAUAUCAAAGCCUUCAGGAAAGAAAUAAAUGAAUGUUUGGACAGAAUGGAAACCCAGAUAUUUAAAGAAGCUGACACAAUUUUAAAAAGUGCAAAAUGUAAACAGGAAACCGUAUUAAAUGCUUGCUUAGAGAUACGUGAAGAACUUGAAUGUUCACAUUCGUUGUUAAGAUCAUUACAAGAACAGAACAAGCAAAAUAAGCUUUUUAUGGAGAUUAAAAACGUCGGAAAACGUCUACCGAUACUGACAGAUAAGGAAAAGAACGUUUUGCAUGCAAAUACAGCAAAUGAUUGUGUUCAAUUUACCCGCAACACAAGCAUUAUAGAUUUUCUUAGGACUGACAAAAAUUAUUGGACAUUGUCAACAUUUGUACAUCCAUGCCCAGAUAGAGCAAUAGAUUUACAAUAUAUAGAUACAAUAGACGUGAAAAUGAAAUCAGAGAAAGAGAAAAGUAACAUUACUGGUAUGGUAAUGAUUGCUCCUACAAAAAUUGUUGUUUCCGAUAACACUAACAAAAAUAUAAAACUGAUUGACAUUGAGAAAAAAGUAGUUGUGGCAGAGGUAAAAAUGUUUUCAGGUCCCUCAGAUGUUAUAACUCUUCCAGACAAAAAGCUUGCUGUAGCUUUUUUCAAUGAAAUGUUUGUUCAGAUAAUGUCUUAUUCUGACGCGAAACUGUCAUUAGAUCAACGUAUAGAUGUAAAAGAAAAGUGCAACGGUGUAGCUUAUAGUCAGGAUAAAUUGGUUGUCUCUUACAAUAAAUCAAAGAAAAUAAUCAUUUUGAAUCUUCAAGGAGAAAUUCUCAAUGUUCUUGGUUCUCCUGCUAUAUUCUAUGGGCCUAUCAGAGUUUUGUUCAGCAAGGAUGAAACGUUUAUAUAUGUAUCAGAUACAGAUGGGAGUCAAAAUAGUAAGGUUUUGAAAAUGGAUUGGAAAGGAAAUAUUAAAACCGUUUUUGAAGAACAAACGUAUAAAUUUCCUUACGGUCAACAACAAUUAGAAGAUGAGACUAUACUAGUGUGCUACAGAGGCAGUAACACUAUUCUGAGACUGUCAAGCAGCUUUAAGAAAUGCGAUAUUAUUGGACUAGAGAGAGCAAAUAUUUAUUUUCCAAAAGCUGUAACAUACUGCGACAAAGAACAAAAACUGUACGUAAGUUGUUCAUUAGAGAAAGAAGACUGGCGGGCUGAUAUUGUGAAAGUAUUCCAUGUUAAAUGGAUAUAAAUAUAACAAAGAAAUAUGUCGUCAUCAAAAAACUGACAUUUUCUUUUCUUAGAAAACUGAUACGUGAUAAAUAAGAGGAGUGUUCAUACAGUAGGACCUUGCAGGACCAGAUUAUGUUAAGUAGGGAACAAUAGCUUUCAUGCAUCAAUUUGGCGAGUCAUAGAGCAAUGAGAUUUUUACUUGGCUCGGGCCAGUACACUAUAAAUGUAUCUGUACUAGGUGAAAUAGGGUAGAAUCAUUUUUGUUGGAAAACUUUUUGUAAUCAUUAAAGUUGUUGUUUAAAUUAUGGUUUGGUUUAAACAUAUUUAUUGAAGCUCGAUUGCAAAACAAGUUCUUGCAACUUAUAUUAUUCACUUUCGAGUCCGCUUCCUGGAACCAACCAGUACUGGUGUCAUAUGAAGAAACAUGGUCGUGAUCAGAGUAGGGCUCGAACCCAUGAUCUCUGUGUUGAGAGGCAAACAUCUUAACCACUAGGCCACCGCUCCCCCUUAAAUUAUGAUGAAUAUAGUGUAAAUAAAUGUAUAUUUGCAUGGGCUGUGGAUAAAGGAAACACUAGAUGUAGAAACUGGUUUCUCCACUUUGUGUUUACAAUCUGAACAGUGCUCUGGUCUGAACAGUGCUGGUGUAUUUGUUAUGUAUGCAACAUAUUACAUGUAUAUAAUUUAUAUCUGACCAGUUGGUAUUUCCAAUAUUAUCAUUGUUCUAUUUUUAGAACAUAAACUACAUGUAUGUACUAGAACUUUCUUAACUGUUGUAGAAAACUCAUGCAUUAUAAUUAGAUAGAAAUUUCCGGAAUGAUCUUUAUUGUUGAAGUUGCUAGAUUAUGAUUUAUGUAGAAAAUGGAAGACUAUUCUAGAAACUUCUUAGCUUAAUAUAAAUAGGAGACAUUUUUUCUUUCGUAUUACCUUUUAAGUCAUCAGUGAUCUUUUAAGUCAUCAGUUACCUUUUAAGACAUCAAUAUAUUUGGAUUAUUAUUCAACUUGGAAAUUAAGUGAUUUAUUGGAGCUUGGAUUAUUUUAAAAUAGUUAAAAUUAUUCUUGUGGAUUUUAUUGUGGGAAUUUAUUCUAAAGUGUUCUUGGAUUUAACUUGGAUUUAACUGUGCUAUUCAAAAAGGGAUCAUUCCAGGAUCAGACUAGACAUUUGAAUUUUACAUUUAUAUUUGGACUUCAGGUAUUUGUACACAUAAUUUGUUGUUUUAAUUUUCUUUAAUAAUUUUUCUGUAAUAAAUUUGUUAUUGUUACAAGUUUGUUGCUGGCUUUUCUUUCUCGUUACGCCUGGCUCGUAACAUA
Ruditapes philippinarum (Manila clam) is the source of this 3067-nucleotide messenger RNA. RefSeq lists its product as uncharacterized. The coding region runs from base 48 to 1778 and encodes 576 amino acids. Gene Ontology annotation, molecular function: zinc ion binding; protein binding. NCBI's taxonomy places the organism in Eukaryota, Metazoa, Mollusca, Bivalvia, Venerida, Veneridae. The transcript is spliced from 2 exons. The record is from RefSeq and is a predicted model, not a curated record.